AUGAAGCCGCCCGUGUUGACUGCUCCUAUUCAUGCCCUGCUUGCUCAAGAAAAUGACAACGGGAAAGAGAAUGCCCUCUACUAUCUUAGUAGAAUGAUGACCCCAAAUGAGUUAAAAUACUCUCCAAUUGAGAAGCUAUGUUUGGCACUCGUGUUCGCCAUUAAAAAGCUUAAGCACUACUUUGAAGCUCACAUCAUUCAACUUGUGUCGAAAGCGAACCCGGUAAAGUUUGUUAUGGCAAAGGUCGUUCUCUCUGACCGCCUGGCAAGGUGGUAUUUAUUGUUUCAGCAAUUUGAAAUCGUCUAUGUGCCACAAAAGUCUGUCAAGGGGCAAGCUUUAGCCGAUUUCUUAGCAGAUCACCCAAUACCAGCUGAAUGGGAAUUAUCUGAUGACCUACCUGAUGAGGAUGUGCUUAUCAUCGAAGUCCUACCCCCAUGGAAGAUGUAUUUUGAUGGAGCUGCGCAUAGAGGAGGGGCAGGAGCUGGAGUUGUGUUCAUCACCCCGGAAGGUGAAGUGUUGCCAUAUUCAUUCACCUUGACAGAGCCGUGUUCAAACAAUGUUGCUGAGUAUCAAGCAUUGAUACUGGGACUAGAGAUAGCAGUUGACAUGAAGCAGCUGAGAAUUAACAUCUAUGGAGAUUCAAAGUUGGUCGUCAACCAAGUGAUGGAUCUGUACGAAGUGAGGAAAGCAGAGUUAAUCCCGUACAACAACUACGCAAAGAUACUCAUACAAUGGUUGGGGGACGUCACGAUUGAACAUGUACCAAGGAAAGAGAACAAGCAAGCUGACGCCUUAGCCGCAUUGGCUUCAACUAUUGCUCAUCCUACAGCUCGAGUACAAGUAUGUCAAAAGUGGGUAGUUCCACCUAUCUUCAACGAAGUUGGCUCAGUCGAUGAAACUGUUGAACUCCCUACUGCUUCCGUUUACGACAUUGGCCAAGAUGACUGGAGGCAGCCGUUGAUUGACUACUUCACUGAUGGGAAGUUACCAGAAGAUCCUCGCAAGAGGGUGGAUAUAAAGCGACGAGCUCCUCGCUUCAUAUACUAUAAUGAGANAAAAUGCAGGUGCUACAUACCAAAGGGCUAUGCAGAGAAUAUUUGA
Molecule: messenger RNA, 1101 nt
Organism: Ipomoea triloba (trilobed morning glory)
Lineage: Eukaryota; Viridiplantae; Streptophyta; Magnoliopsida; Solanales; Convolvulaceae
Exons: 1
Coding region: 1-1101 (366 amino acids)
Molecular function (GO): RNA-DNA hybrid ribonuclease activity; nucleic acid binding
Source: RefSeq, a predicted model, not a curated record